GAGCAGGGCCAGGAGCAGGGGUUUGUAGAAUUGAUUGUUCAUAGUUGUUGUCGAACGAACCAUUUCUGUGAAGCUGCCGCCGUAUUUGAAGGGGGAAAUUGGGUCAUGCUUGUAGUUUAAAAAUGGCUCUUCUGCCUGCUAUUUACACCAUCUUUACCCAUAUCUUCCGACCCAAGUUCUCAUUUUUCCGCAUAUCUAAUACCUUUUCCUCGCGUCUUCAAACCCCUCGACUCAAAAUCUUUGCAAAACCCCUAGCGACUCUUACGCCCAACCCAAACCCCAAUCCAAAUUCUGCCACUUUGCUUCUUAAUGGCAAGGACCAGCGUUUUCAUGGAUCAAGUGAGGUUCCCCACAGUGAAAAGAUUCCUUUUCAGUCAAGCUCUACAAUUGCUGCCAUUGUCACUUCCAUUGGUGGCCCUCCAGGCGCUGUGGGCAUCAUACGGCUAUCUGGGCCAUCUGCAGUGAACGUUGCUGCUCGUGUGUUCAAACCCAUUAAGAGGAAGAAAAAGAGGACGCAGAGGAACGAAAGACUGGCCGCUUGGCAGCCUACCAGCCAUGUGGUGGAUUACGGUAUCGUACUGGAUCUUCAGGGCAACGUGAUUGAUGAGGUUCUUGCUGUGCCAAUGUUGGCUCCGAGAUCCUAUACCUGUGAAGAUGUGGUUGAGCUUCAGUGUCAUGGGAGUGAGGUUUGUCUUAACCGUGUGCUGAGAGUCUGUCUGGAAGCUGGAGCUAGGCUUGCUGAACCAGGUGAAUUUACUCUCCGGGCAUUUCUUAAUGGUCGGUUGGACCUUUCCCAAGCUGAAAAUGUUGGCAGGUUAAUUUCUGCCAAGUCUGCAGCAGCUGCAGAUGCAGCACUAGCUGGACUUGAGGCAUGUACCAUUCCAGGAGGCUUUGGUUUGCUGGUAAAAUCAACAAGAAUGCAAUGCAUUGAAUUGCUAACUGAGAUUGAAGCUCGCCUAGACUUUGAUGAUGAGAUGCCACCUUUAGACGCGAACCUGAUCACGAACAAGAUACAAGCUAUGUCUAUGGAAGUUGAUAAGGCAUUGGAGACGGCCAAUUAUGAUAGGCUUCUGCAGUCUGGAUUACAGAUAGCAAUCAUAGGUCGUCCAAAUGUUGGGAAGUCAAGCCUCCUUAACGCAUGGAGUAAAAGUGAGAGAGCUAUAGUUACAGACAUUGCUGGAACAACCCGAGAUGUAGUUGAAGCCAGCAUUACAGUUGGCAAUAUUCCUGUUACACUCCUAGAUACAGCUGGCAUUAGGGAAACCGAUGACGUUGUCGAGAGGAUUGGAGUAAAGAGAUCUGAAGCUGCAGCCAUGGGGGCCGAUAUUAUUAUUUUGGUGAUGAGUGCCUCUGAUGGGUGGACGUCAGAAGAUGCAACCCUUCUGCGGAAGAUAGAAUCAAAAAAGGAGCAAAAUGGAUCAUCAACUCCACUUAUCUUGGUUAUUAAUAAGAUAGAUUGUGCUCGAUCGCUGGUAGCUGAAUUUGAUGAUGAUAGAGAAGGCAAUAAUAGUGUGUCUAGGCGUGUUUUCACCUGUGCGGUUACUGGUCAAGGAAUUCAAGAGCUGGAGACAGCAAUUGCGGAAAUCAUGAAUCUAAAUACGAUUCCAGACGGUGGGCGCAAAUGGACAGUGAAUCAGAGACAAUGUGAGCAGCUGCUAAGAACCAAGGAGGCCCUUUCCAGGUUGAAAUCUUCGAUAGAAGAGGAUUUGCCUCUGGAUUUUUGGACGAUUGAUUUGAAGGACGCUGCUUUGGCACUGGGACAAAUCACUGGCGAAGACAUAUCGGAAGAAGUUUUAUCCAACAUUUUCGGCAAGUUCUGUAUUGGCAAGUAGAAGAAGACGAAUGCAUCAAGAAACUCAAAAGGGUUGGCGGUAUAUCUUCUGUAUUUGCAAAUUCUGUAGACUUAGCGAUGAACUCUUGACAUAGAUGGCUAGGAGUUGUAGUUUAAAAUAUAGCAUUUUUGUUUUCUCUAUUCGUUAAAUGAUAAAUUUUACUUUCCCCCCCUCUUUUUUACUAUAGUCAUGGAGUCUCUUCUUUACUAAACCUCAAUUUCGCAGAUGAGAGUUCUGGAGCAGCAAUUUGAUGAAGUCAAAUGAUACUUCAAGAGUUUUAUAGCUGUCGGGUUUGAAAUGUAACCCAAGUAACUGUGAGAUUAAUUUUGGGGGAAGAAAGAAACCAUUAAGUUUAAGAAAGUAGCAUUACAGGUUUCAGGGUUUGUCAAAGGGAAUCUGCCUGUGAGGUAUUUGGGUCUGCCACUUAUGGCAAGGAAGUUCUCAGAUAGGGAAUGUGAGGUGAUGACUGAGAAGCUUACCAAUAGGGUUAAAUCUUGGAGAGCAAGGCAAGCUAUCUUAUGUUGGCAGAAUUCAGCUUGUUUCUUCAGUAUUAAUUGGAAUUGUGAACCUUGUCGACACGAUUUAGGC
This is a messenger RNA of Linum tenue, 2420 nucleotides long. The record is from the annotation of a GenBank genome assembly. Lineage: Eukaryota; Viridiplantae; Streptophyta; Magnoliopsida; Malpighiales; Linaceae.